Brassica oleracea var. oleracea is the source of this 1077-nucleotide messenger RNA. RefSeq lists its product as uncharacterized. The record is from RefSeq and is a predicted model, not a curated record. The coding region runs from base 1 to 1077 and encodes 358 amino acids. The transcript has a single exon. Lineage: Eukaryota; Viridiplantae; Streptophyta; Magnoliopsida; Brassicales; Brassicaceae. Gene Ontology annotation, molecular function: nucleic acid binding; zinc ion binding.
AUGGCUGACUUUGACAAACUCAAGAUGAAGGAAGAAGACAGUAUUGAUACCUUCAUCGGCAAGUUAACCGAAAUCUCAUCGAAAUCAGCUUCUCUUGGAGAAAUCAUUGAAGAACCAAAGCUUGUCAAGAAAUUCCUAAAAAGCUUACCUAGAAAGAAGUACAUUCAUAUGGUAGCAUCUCUUGAACAAGUGUUGGACCUCAACCUCAAUACAACGAGCUUCGAAGAUAUCAUCGGGAGAUUAAAGGCGUAUGAAGAAAGAAUAAGUGAAGAAGAGGAAGAACAAACCAAGGAUCCGGGUAAAUUAUUAUAUACCGAUUCUCAGCAAGAGAGCUAUGGAGGAUAUCGAGGAAGAGGACGUGGUGGCCGAGGCAACUGGAGAGGUGGAAGAAGUCGGGGUCGUGGUGGAGGCUUCUACGCCCAAAGAGAAGCUUAUAAACAGGGCCAAACCAAAGACAAAAGCCACAUAACCUGUUUCAGCUGUGAUAAGCUAGGUCAUUACGCGUCGGAGUCUCCUGAUGCAAGACUUAAGCUACAAGAAGUUGAAAAGAAAGAAGAAGAUACACAAGAAGCAUAUGAGCUAAUGAUGCAUGAAGUUGUGUAUCUAAACGAAAAUAAAGUACAACCAAGUACUUGGGAAACUGAAGAAGACAUGGAGAACGUAUGGUAUCUUGACAAUAGAGCUAGUAACCACAUGAGUGGAAAUAGGUUGUUCUUCUAUAGGCUUGAUGAAAGCGUUACAGGAGUGGUACGGUUCGGAGACGACUCUCGCAUCAACAUCAAAGGGAAAGGCUCAAUUAAAUUCAUCUUGAAAGGAGGGGAAAAGAAAACACUUAACAAUGUCUACUACAUACCUGGAUUGCGGAGUAAUAUUGUGAGCUUAGGCCAAGCUACCGAAGCCGGAUGCGAGGUACGAAUGAAGGACAACAUCUUAACGUUGUUUGAUCGAACCGGAGAACUGAUGAUCAAAACAUCGAGGUCUAGAAAUCGCUUGUACAAAGUGAACUUGAAGGCUGAUUUUAUUCGAUGUUGCAAGCUGCAAAGACCUCUGAUUCGUCUAGAUGGCAUGCCAGGCUAG